This is a messenger RNA of Mauremys reevesii (Reeves's turtle), 2256 nucleotides long. It is a transcript of the gene RHOBTB3, whose product is annotated as Rho related BTB domain containing 3. Gene Ontology annotation, biological process: regulation of proteolysis; proteasome-mediated ubiquitin-dependent protein catabolic process. Gene Ontology annotation, cellular component: cytoplasm. Gene Ontology annotation, molecular function: ubiquitin protein ligase binding; GTPase activity; GTP binding. The coding region runs from base 282 to 2147 and encodes 621 amino acids. The record is from RefSeq and is a predicted model, not a curated record. The transcript has 13 exons. NCBI's taxonomy places the organism in Eukaryota, Metazoa, Chordata, Testudines, Geoemydidae.
AGAAUGCUCUAGAACGGACUGCGAUUCCCUGCCCGGGGCGCGGGGGGCCUGCGCGGGACGGGGGCGGUUUCAAGUUCUCCGGCCGAGGGGAGCGAAGCGAAGCGGCUUUCCGCUGCCCCGAGGUCCUGCCACGCAGCAGCGCGUUGGGAGCACGCAGUUCUCCAGCUCUAGUGUUCAAAAUAUUGACAUGCAGUUGGGGACAUUUAUGUCAAUACUUGUCUGAAGUGAGGAAAGGCUGCUGCUUGGUUUAUGACACAUCCUGUAUCUGAAGAACAUUCCUGAUGGCAGGCUCCCUAAAACCAAGCCCGAUGUCUGUUCAUGUUGUAGCCUUUGGAAAUGAGAGAGAUGGAUUUUCUGAAGACAAUCAGCAAUCAAGUCUGAUCUGGACCUAUCUUGGGAGAAGUGCUCUCAUUUCAGAGACUGAAAGCAAUUUGCUGCUGAACUCUGCCAACCACACUGGAAACCCUGUGUUUACUGAAUAUCAAGCCUGUGUGUUUGGAAAUGUCAGACUGGUGGUACAUGACUGUCCUCUUUGGGAUAUUUUUGACAGUGACUGGUACACCUCUCAAAAUCUUAUUGGAGGAGCUGAUAUCAUUGUGAUUAAAUACUCUGUAAAUGACAAAUCUUCAUUUCAAGAAGUAAAGGAUAGUUAUGUUCCAAUGAUAAAAAGAGCAUUAAAUCAUUGUACAAUUCCAGUCAUAAUUUCUGCUGUUGGCGCAAGAAAAAGCGAAGUACCUUGUACUUGUCCACUGUGCACUUUAGACAGAGGGAGCUGUGUUACUGCUUCUGAAGGGAUUCAACUCGCUAAAGAACUAGGAGCUACUUACCUUGAAUUGCACAGUCUCAGUGAUUUCUAUAUAGGAAAAUAUUUUGGAGGAGUGUUGGAGUAUUUUAUGAUCCAAAGCUUGAAUCAGAAGUCAUCUGAAAAAAUGAAGAAAAGAAAAAAAAGCCACAAGUGCCAUGGAGUUAAACCACCUCAGCUUGAACAGCCAGAAAAAAUGCCAAUCUUAAAAGGUGAAGUCUCGCAUUAUAACUCCGAUUUACAUAACUUGCUGAUCUGCUGCCAGUGUGUGGAUGUGAUAUUUUACUCGGAAGAUUUAAAGGAAGUAGUAGAAGCACACAAGAUUGUUUUGUGCUCUGUAAGCCAUGUCUUCAUGUUACUUUUCAAUGUGAAGAGUCCAGCUGAUAUUCAGGAUUCCUCUAUCAUAAGAACUGCACAGACUCUCUUUGCAGUGAACAGUGAGGCUGUGUUUCCAGUUUCUAACAGAGGUUCACCAUGCGGCCCACCGGUUAGAGUCAUUGUUAAAGACUCUUUCUUCUGUUUUUGUUUGUCAGACAUUCUGCACUUCAUUUACUCAGGUGCUUUCCAAUGGGAAUUGUUGGAAGAAGAUAUAAAAAAGAAGUUGAAAGACCCAGGAGAAGUUGAGCUUGUGCUUGAGAAAGUUAAAUGUAUCCUGAAAACUCCAGGAAAGGUGAAUAGUUCAAAGAAUUGCAGAUCUCAUCAGACAGCAAGACCCUUGCAGUUAUGUGAUACUUCUCUCAGGCUUUUCUUUAACACACAUGUGUUAGCUGAUGUCAUCUUCCAAAUACAAGGUGCUACUGUACCAGCCCACAGAGCAGUUCUAGUGGCUCGCUGUGAAGUAAUGGCAGCUAUGUUUAAUGGAAGUUAUAUAGAAGCAAAUAGUUUUCUGGUUCCAGUUUAUGGGGUUUCCAAAGAUACUUUCCUCUCCUUUCUAGAGUAUCUGUAUACUGACUCCUGUUGUCCAGCCAGUAUUUUGCAAGCCAUGUCUCUCUUGAUUUGUGCUGAGAUGUAUCAGGUAUCCAGACUCCAGCAUAUCUGUGAGCUUUAUAUCAUCACACAGCUGCAGAGUAUGCCUAGUAGGGAAUUAGCAUCUACAAGUCUUAGCGUUGUCAGCUUGCUCAGAAAAGCCAAGUUUCACAACUCUGACUGCCUUUCAACUUGGCUCCUUCAUUUUAUAGCCACUAACUACCUCAUCUUCAGUCAAAAGCCUGAAUUUCAAGAUCUUUCAGCGGAAGAGCGCAAUUUUGUUGAGAUGCACAGAUGGCCUUCCAGUAUGUACUUGAAACAGCUUGCAGAUUACAGGAAUUACAUCAACUCCCAGAAAUGCCACUGCAUAGUAAUGUAACCAGAAGAUGAUUAUUCAUAAACUGGAGAAUUACAGGCUGGGAAUUACAUGGAGGCUAUUAAAACUGUAGCAGGGAUGAAAAUAAAUAUUUAAGUCCUGCUGUACUCUA